This is a messenger RNA of Lachancea dasiensis, 813 nucleotides long. The record is from the annotation of a GenBank genome assembly. Lineage: Eukaryota; Fungi; Ascomycota; Saccharomycetes; Saccharomycetales; Saccharomycetaceae.
AUGUCGCUGAAUAAGAACAACAUUAGGGAAUACAAGUUGGUGGUAGUCGGUGGCGGUGGGGUCGGUAAGAGUGCGCUCACGAUCCAAUUGAUCCAGUCGCACUUUGUGGACGAAUACGACCCGACCAUCGAGGACUCGUACCGCAGACAAGUGGUGCUGGACGGGAAGGUGUCCGUUCUGGACAUCCUGGACACCGCAGGCCAGGAGGAGUACUCGGCGAUGCGCGAGCAGUACAUGCGCACGGGCGAAGGGUUCAUGCUGGUGUACUCGGUGACGUCGCGGACGUCGUUUGACGAGCUGAUGACCUACUACCAGCAGAUUCUGCGCGUCAAGGACGCGGACUACGUUCCCGUGUUCUUGGUGGGCAACAAGAGCGACCUGGAGGACGAGCGACAAGUGUCGUACGAGGACGGGGUGGCGCUGGCCAAGCAGUUCAACGCCCCGUUCAUGGAGACGUCUGCGAAACAGGCCAUCAACGUGGAGGAGUCCUUCUACGGGCUGGUGCGGUUGGUGCGGGACAACGGGGCCAGCUACAACUCUGCGAAUGCGUCGGAGCCCGAGGAGGGCGUUGCCGACUCCGGCGCGCACGCCGCGGGCGCGCGCACGCCCGCGGCCGGUGCUCGGGUCGCGGAGAGCGGGACCGAGCGCCAGCAAGCGGACGCGAGCAACGACGCGGGCCCCGGCAGGAGUGCCAAUGCCUCCAAGAAGCCAGCGGCCGCGAAGCCCGCCAGCAAGGGCACGCAGCGCCGCGUGGAGCGGCGCGACGACAGCGAAAAGACGGAAAAGUCGGGAGGAUGUUGUGUUAUAUGUUAG